AUGCGUAGUGCCUUUACGGAGGUUGCCACUGGAGCUUUUCAGCUUGCUAAGAAAUAUCAUCCUGAUGUGAACAAAAGUAAAGAAGCACAAGAGAAAUUUCAAGAAAUUUCUGAAGCAUACGAGGUAUUAAGUGAUGAUGGUAAACGGCAAGAAUAUGACACGUUUGGGUCAAGUGCAUCGUCUGCCGGAGGACCGGGUAGAAGAGGGGGCGAAUGGCAAUACAAAGGCACCGUAGAUGUUAAUGAAAUAUUUCGUCGUGCGUUUGGCUUCGGUGGUGACGGUGGAUUUAACUGGGAUUCGUUCGCAGAGAAUCAGUUUGGUCAUUCGCAUGCUCAAGAGAUGGUCGUUGAUAUCUCGUUUGAGGAGGCAGUGCGAGGUGCUCAAAAGAACAUAUUUGUGAACGUGGUGGAAGACUGCACACGAUGCAAAGGCUCACAAGUGGAGCCAGGCUAUAAAAAGGUCUCUUGUCCGUAUUGCAAUGGUACAGGGAUGAUCUCUCAGCGGUUACAGGGUGGUUUUUUCUACCAGGCAUCUUGCAAUCGUUGUGGUGGUUCAGGCCAUUAUAACAAAAACCCUUGUCAAGAAUGUGAGGGUCAUGGACAAAGCGUUCAACGAAGGCAGAUUUCAUUCAAUGUUCCUGCAGGUACAAACGAUAAGGAUCGCGUCCGAUUCCAAAUCGGAAAGAAUCAAAUAUACAUGGUGUUCAACGUAGCACCUUCACUGAAGUUCCAUCGUGAUAAAGACGAUAUUCACUGUGAUGUUGAGAUCACCAUAGCUCAAGCUGUUCUUGGAGGCACUGUUAAGGUCCCUGGCGUUAUUGAUGACACCUAUGUUCACAUACCACCUGGAACAUCAAGUCAUACAAAAAUGAGACUUUCCGGAAAGGGUGUUAAACGGCUAAACUCUGCGGGCUAUGGCGACCAAUAUAUCCAUAUAAAGGUCACGGUUCCGAGCCAUUUAAGUGCGGAACAGCGUUCGCUGAUGUUGGCAUGGGCUGGUACAGAAAAACCUAAAAGUGGAACAGUGAAUGGCUUUGAAGAAUAUAGUAAGUUGAGUUAUCUACCUUCAGAAUUAGUCGGGAAAUUUACUCAGAGUGCGAAAUUCGCAGGGCAGUCAAAGCAACGGCAAGGAAUGGAAUCGAAAAGUGAAAGAUCUGAGGAGAAUCAGUCACCUAAGGGCGGCGACUCACUUAAUUCGAGGAGUGCAAAGGAGCGUGGUUCUGAACAGCAAGAUGAAACUAAGGCGAAAAAGCAUUCAGUUUCCUCCUAA
Molecule: messenger RNA, 1269 nt
Organism: Angiostrongylus costaricensis
Lineage: Eukaryota; Metazoa; Nematoda; Chromadorea; Rhabditida; Metastrongylidae
Source: the annotation of a GenBank genome assembly